AUCGCUGGCGCUUCAUCCACCCUAUUUACUAAAAGCCCCCUCCGGGAGACCCCUCCAGUGCGCAGCCUCCGUCUCUCCUCCACUUCUCCCGUUAGAAGAUGGCGCUGAGCCGCUUCCUCUUCGCCCAGUGCGUGCUCUAUUUCCUCGCCUUCCUCUUCAGCUUUGUCGCCGUUGUGCCGCUUUCGGAGAACAGCUCGGACUUCCUCGGGAAAUGCCUGCUGUUCACGGAGGGCGUUUGGCUGAGUGUGAACGGCACCGCGGAGAGGGAGCACUUCACGGUGGAGGAGUGGGGGCCCGGGUCCGCCUGCAGCUUCAGCCUCUUCACCGGCCUGCUCUCCCUGCUGGUCGCGGCCCUGCAAGCCUGGAGGACGGUGUACUUCCUGUGCAAGGGCCAUGAGGACUCCUUCUUUUAUGCCUUUGUGAAUCUGCUGAUCAGCGCCUUUGUGGUUUUCGUCAUCUUUGUUGCCAGUACGAUAGUGAGCGUCGGGUUUAACAUGUGGUGCGACACAAUCACAGAGAAAGGAACCAUGCACAACAGCUGCGAAGAGCUACAGGAGAGAGAUCUUGAACUCAACGUGGAGAGCUCGUCAUUUUAUGACCAGUUUGCCGUUGCAGAAUUUGGAUUAUGGGCGUCCUGGCUGACCUGGUUGGGUAUAUCGGUUCUUGCGUUCUUGAAAGUCUACCACAAUUUCAGACAGGAGGAUCUGCUGGACAGCCUGAUUUAUGAGAAAGAGCACCUGAUCGGAAAAUCCCCUUCACAAAACUCUAUGCAGGGAGAGAAAAAUGGCAUGAUUUAAUACCCGUGUCAUCGUGUUCUACGGUGUUAACUCGCUAUAUUCCAUUAUUUUAUAAAUGAGCAAUUCGCUUCUUACCGAGACAUAUAACACGCUCCUUAUGUACACCAAUACAUGUUAAUAUCCUCCAAAAAAACAAACAAAAAACCCCAGAUUCAAAUAAUCAAAGAUUAUUCAUGAAACUGUGAGUUUGUAGUUGAGUUGAGGGGGAAUUAAACAUUUCAGUUUGCCAACUUCACUAUGCAUGAAGAAAAGCCAGACCCAAACUCAUAGUUUGGUCAAUAAACCCCUCCGAGGUCCACUAAACCAUGUAAUAAGUCUCCGUGCAACCCCACAAGGUAAACGCAUUACAAAAA
Messenger RNA from Spea bombifrons (plains spadefoot toad), 1150 nucleotides. RefSeq names its product transmembrane protein 179 (gene TMEM179). NCBI's taxonomy places the organism in Eukaryota, Metazoa, Chordata, Amphibia, Anura, Pelobatidae. The transcript has 4 exons. The record is from RefSeq and is a predicted model, not a curated record. The coding region runs from base 99 to 797 and encodes 232 amino acids.